AUGCAUGAAGAGUCCCCGUCGUUGGGAUUGUUGGGCUACUUGCCCAGGCCAGACCCUGUUGAGCCCGGGUCGGCACAUGUCGCCACAUCCGAUGCGAGGGUGACCUCGCCGACAUUUCGGACAAACCUCGCGCAGGCAGCAGAGUCCACAUCAUUUGAUCCAUCCGGAAGUUGCAUGUCCGAAGGCCAUGCCGGCCUUCCUGCGUGGAUCGAUCAAGCCGAGGUGCUGGACUGCAGACUGGAGCACGCGGCUUUGGUGGCUCGGCAGCGUCGAUUACAAGAUGCCGAGCUGGAGGCCACAAGGGAAGAGACUCAGGUGCAGCUGAGGUUGGCGGCUUUCCGGGAAGAGGUGCUGCAAGAAAAGAAGCGGCAAGCAUUUCUCCAGGCAGCAUUGGAACGUGCACAGGCCGGCGGCCAAGCCAUGCGCAUCGCAUCCACGAUGACCUCCCAGCGCCAGGAAGUUGUAGUGGAAGCCCAAAAUCAGCUUCUGGCCGGGAAAGCUUUACUGUCUUCUCUUCUUCGGGAGUACCAGGGGCGACAGAUGCAGGAAGCGAAGGUUUCACGUCCUGCUGACAGCAACAUCAGCAACCCAUCAGGUCCUGACGACCUCAGGGCUUUGCAAGCAGAGCUUCAAGAGAUUCAAAUGGAGAUGGCGGCGGAGCAGGCACGAGCAACGCGCAUCAACCAGCAGACACAGGUCUUGGAAACCGAGAAGCGGUCCUUGCAGGCCAAGUCCAGGUCGGCCGAUGCGAUGUCCGAGUUACAGAUGCAGAUCCAGGAGCUGGCCGUUGGAGACCCAGAGGUGGGCGGUCGGCGGCACGACCAAGACCGAGAACACAAAGACAGCAUCCGAGCAGUGCAAAAAAUCUCACCCAGUUCUCAGGGCAGAUGGAGAUUGCAUGAGAUCGAUUCGAGUAAGACGAGGCCGGCAUGA
Messenger RNA from Symbiodinium sp. CCMP2456, 933 nucleotides. NCBI's taxonomy places the organism in Eukaryota, Dinophyceae, Suessiales, Symbiodiniaceae. The record is from the annotation of a GenBank genome assembly.